Molecule: messenger RNA, 1212 nt
Organism: Salvia splendens (bonfire salvia)
Lineage: Eukaryota; Viridiplantae; Streptophyta; Magnoliopsida; Lamiales; Lamiaceae
Exons: 7
Coding region: 689-1051 (120 amino acids)
Source: RefSeq, a predicted model, not a curated record
AUUUUGUUGAUUACCUGUCACCUAACCCCAAAAACUCACCAUCUACAAUGUCCCAUUCUCGCAAAACUUUAUCUUUAACACUCACUGAUUUGCAAUUUCGACACCCAUCUUUCGUAAUCACUCGUAUAGGCAUAUAAAAGGGACGUAAUUUACAGUCUAAAUGUUGUGGAUAAGGCCGUAAUCAUAUCGUUCAUAUCAAGAUAUAAAGUAAAUCUUGAUUUGCACUGUAAAGUCCUAUUGCGGCGGUGCCUGCUUUUUCUCUCAGGGUCUGUGUUAAUCUAUUGGAAUCUGAUGGUUUCUUGAUCUGGGAGAAAGAUCGCAUUUUUAUUUGGGCGUUUAUGUUUAGAUAUAUGAUGUUGCACAGUUCGUUCAGUUCUUGGAUCAGCCAUUUCCUUGCUUGCAUGGGGAUGAGAUCAGAGGCUCUACAUUUAUUUAAAUUGGGGGAGGUAGUGCUAGAUAUGAUAAACUCAAGGAAAACCCAAGUGAAUUGUAGAGAAUUAGUUAACUCUAGCCGUAUUCUUCUGAGUUGUGAAGACUGGUUUUACAUGAGCUCAAAACAAAGAAAAAGCAAAUAAUAUGCCAGCACAGAAGUUGUAUUGGUUGUUGUGAUAAAUCUCAUCCAAUCACUGCUGUGGACGAACCAUCAAAAGGACUAAGAAUUCAAGGCCAGCUGGUGAAGAAACAUAAUAUGUCAGACGACUUCUGGAGCACCAGCACGUGUGAUUUGUUGGAGAACAGCGCACUUCAGUCACAGAGAAGCUAUUCAUCAAUCAGCGUCUCAAAUCAAAGUGUCAGUUGCAGUGGCAGUGCUAGCAACCCUCCAGAGUUUAUAAAUCAUGGUCUGCUGCUAUGGAACCAAAGCCGGGCUCAAUGGGUCGGAACUAAGAAGUCCCAAACCCCUAAAAAAAAUCGAGAACCUGUAUUAAGUUGGAAUGCGAGUUACGAGAACCUGCUGGGGACAAGCAAGCGGUUCCCACAGCCCGUUCCUCUCUCUGAAAUGGUUGAUUUUCUGGUGGAUAUAUGGGACCAAGAGGGGUUGUAUGAUUGUUGAAGAUUCAGAAAACUCUUAUAUCUUCUCUUCACUAAUAUACUGUUUAAGUUUGAGCUUUUAAAGAAAUGGGAUUAUUUGAUGUAUAGUUUGCAAAGGGUUAGAGAUUGAUAAUUGUGCAAAUUCUGGUGAAAUAUUUUAAUAACAUGAAUAUAUUUGUGUUA